Anarrhichthys ocellatus (wolf-eel) is the source of this 5081-nucleotide messenger RNA. RefSeq names its product junctional cadherin complex regulator (gene jhy). Lineage: Eukaryota; Metazoa; Chordata; Actinopteri; Perciformes; Anarhichadidae. The coding region runs from base 97 to 2439 and encodes 780 amino acids. Gene Ontology annotation, biological process: axoneme assembly. The record is from RefSeq and is a predicted model, not a curated record. The transcript is spliced from 8 exons.
CCGCAAAAAUACAUCUAUAGUGUAUUAAUUCUCAUAAAAAAAGUCUUAGCUUUUCUAAGGAGCACUUGAAGGCACCAUGUGUGCGUCGGCGUUUCCAUGGUUGCGUUGCUGCGGAGUGCUGACAGGAAAACAGUUGCAGUGUUUAUAAUUGCCAUCCUGUUGCAAACUUCUCCAAUUGAAUGUUGGAUGGAUAAGGGACUGAAACAUGAAAAGAUGUCUCAAAUGUUGAAGACGGAGCAAGAGAAGCAUCCUUCUCCAAGACCAGCAGUUCUGGCCGACCAGAGGGACUCUGUGGAGUCCGACACAGAGAGCUUGGCUCACGAGAGAACUUACCAGCAGCAGCUACAAAUGCGUAAUGACCAAAUCAAAUACACACUGCCUGAAAAGAAGAAUGCUGAAGGCCUACAGCAGGGAGAUGAAGAUGCGUGCAAUGAUGAUGAAACUGAGGAUCAUCAGGUUUAUGAUAGCCUUGAUACAGCAGCACACCCCCAUGACAAACAUACCCCCACCCUGUUACAGACUGAAUAUUUAGACACACACAUGGAUGAAAGAGAGGGAACAAGCCAGCUGCUAACUGACGAUGCCUAUAAUGACCUACGCUAUGACCCCAACUGGAGGACCAACCUGAGGGGAGCUGGCCACUUCAACGAGAGUCCACACAUUUCUGUUGAGGAAUAUUACCAGGUCCCUAAAGAGAAACCUGGUCAGUCACGUGGUGACAGCCAAGGACCCGUAGUAAAAGGAGGAUACAGAUACAUCAUCGACACAAGUCCAGCUCUUCUGGUUACUCCUGAUAUGGCUGGCAAUGAGCCUGACCAGCCGUACCGCCUCCACCCAGAUGAUGUUCAGACUAGCACGGUGACAUCACCCCACUGUUACAACCAUACGUUACAACUUCAAUCACCAGAGGCUGACCAUUCAAAGCCAUCCUGCAGUAUCACUAAAAAUGAAAGUGACGAAAGUUUGCUGAAAGGAUUCAGAGCGAAGUAUUUGAAUAGCUGUGACAAUGCUGGGGAAAAUGCAAGCAGGUCUCCUGAGCUGACCAAGGAUAUUCAUGCUAUGUACAGCCUGCAAGAACUGAGGCAUACACAAGGGGGACCCACUCAAAUACAGCAAAUGAGCACAUUUCCCAAGGUUUUAUUCAACAAAAAGCUAGAAAGACUGCCAGAGGACAUAGUGGAACGCAACAAAACAACCUUGGGACGCAACACGUCCACAUAUGGCUCCUAUGCGAGUGUGCAUGUACGUAAGCAGGAUAUGCCUCAUAACGUCAAUAAGGUCACCCAGAUCAGCGAAAGGAAGAAAGCCCAGCGAAAAGAAUACCCCAAACACCUUCAACCGCAGCAGCAGCCCUCUGCCCCGGGGGUCAAAGCUGACUGGGGAGACUGUCUGAGCUCCCCAUUGGCAGGACCGGCCGCCAUAACUCAGCCAAACCCCCAGAAGACAACUCCAUCGCAGCCUUUGCUCCCCACCAUCCACCUCAACAUCAACCUCAACACUUCUUCCCAUCUCCUUCCGUUAAUCCAGCAGAGAGGCCAGAAUGACAUCAAUUUAGCGUCUCUUCAUGGUUGUUCACAUUGGAGCCUUGCAUCUGAAAAUGAACUUGCCUUGUCCCCUGGAUGUCAACAAAUACAUCCAAGAAUGCAAAUACAUCCUCCCAAGACAUCAUCCAAGACAUCCUCCCAGAUGAGGAGAGGGGUAAACGCACAUCUGCACCACCGAGACCUGGAGAGUUGCUCCGAAGAACGACAAAGGACAGCUGCAUUAAAGUGGCCAUUAACCUGUGAAGGGGAGGACCAGCAGCAAGCUCCACAAAACCUCCUCAGGACACCCACCACCUCUUUGUCACUGGGCUCUGGCUCCUACCCACUUCUGUCGGCUAUAGGAAAGUCAAUGACAGGAAAAGAGCCUGAGCUGAGCCCUGAUGGGAACACAGACAAUCCCGUCCAUCGAAGCAGCUCUAACGGCUACCUGGUUCAGAUGGAGAAACAGAAGCAGCGAAGGGUGAGAGUCACUUACAAGGCAUACAGUCUUAAAGACUACAAGCAGCUGAAGUCAGAUAUAAAUCUGCGUGGCCUGGGUCCUGACUACACAGCCAUGGAAGAGACAGCUGAGAAACUGAAACGACAGAAGCUGUAUUCAAAUGUGAUCCGUGAGCAGAACAAAAAGAUAAGUAGGAUUCCCUUUCUACUGGCCAAGGACCCGGAAGGCAAUGACAAGAAAGUUCCCAGGAUGAAGGCCUUGGAAUAUGCCAAGACCAUAGCCAAACCCCCUGUACAGUCUCAACCAAAACAGAGACAGAAACACCGGUCCGAAGGCUUCACUGAGCACGCUUCUUACUUGGACGUCUCCCAGCUGGCCACACUGGAAGUCCUUAGAAAACGGCAUGAAGAAGAAAAGCAGGCUGUGGCACUCUUCAGAAAAGUACCUGCUGUCUGAGGCAAACUGCACUUCCCGUAAACAGUCCAUGGAUCCCAUGCUCUCAUAGAUAUUCUAAGAUGUAGGACACAACAUGCUGCCUCAUUCAAUUAGUUCGGCCUAGUAUCACGCCAACAUAAUAAAUACAAAAGUUAGGUAAUAAAGAAGAUCUCUGAGAAGACUGGCAGCCUUAGACAGCAUCCGUGUUUUACUUUUAACAUUGUGUGUCACCAGAAAAGAUUUGACAAGGAAUUCAUUAGAUUACUAAUUUCUAGUGUUUGUUUCAACCAUAGAUGCCAGAGAAUAGGUUUACAACGGUCAUUUAGAAGCUUGGAUUUAUUUACUGGAGCCACCAAGACAGAUUAUAGGAAUUAACUACUGAGAUCCUAACAUCUUCAGGUGUACUUUAAAAAAGAAAAAAGCAGUUUUGUAUGGACUCACACUAAGAUUUUUUGGAACUGGUGUCUAUUGCCACUUAAAGGAAAUGCAGUUUAAAACAUUUCUGCGUUGGCUUCACCACUCAGCUGUAGCUACGGGUUCCUGCGUCUGAAUUAGGCUACAUUCACACCAAAUCAGGUGUUGCAGCAAAAAUGCCACUCCUUCCAUUUAUUUGAAUGUGUGGAGUGUGUUUGGGAUUAAAAAAACAAUAGCUCUGUGGCAAAAAAUGUAAACGGAAUCCUUUUUUGAAAAAAUGCAAGCCUACAUCACGCUCAGAUAGCCAAUCACAUUGGCGGUGAUCAAUGGGCCAAUAAAAUGAGUGUCACUAAAUUGACUCUGAGCUAAGCACCUGAUUUGGUGUGAAUGCAACCUUCUUGGCAGUGUUGCAAUGUGUGCAUCAUUACUUGUCUGCAGCGUAGUGUAGUUGAAGUUUGAAUAAACCUGCAUUAUUGUUACCACGCUGGUAGUAGCAGCGUGGUAACAAUAAUGCUACUGUCAUGUGUUGUCAGUGUUGUGCUUUGACUCUUUGACUAAUCAAGUUUAAUGACAUUCUCUCCCUAAGUGUUCACCAGUCUUUGUGAGAACUAUUGCACUUGAAAUGGAUAGACUAUGUUGCAAAAUAUAAUAUUUUAAUAGUAUCUUGAUGUUAUCUUCUCUAUGCGCAAACAAUACUGCUAUUAAAAACAUGUCAAAGCAACUCUGCGUACCUGAGGUAGGCUGAACAGGACCUUACUAGAUAUUUGAGAAUGAUUAGAGAAGGAAUUAGGUGGAUAAAGAUGCCCCCCCACACUUGGGAUGAAUUCUGUUGUUAUGCCUCGUCUAUUACAUCCAACUUGUUAGUCAUGAAUUCUUCUCCAGUGUGUUAAGAUGAAUGAUGAAGCAGGUGUUGCUCUGAAUCCGUCCUUCCUGUUGCUGUAAUAUAUAUUUACACACACAGGAUCAUCCUAUCACCUACCACAAGCAGUAAAGAUUACAUUAGAUUUGUAUUCUAUGCAUUAUAUUGAUUUUCGUAGUUGCACUUAUUAUCAGACAUAACUGUAUAUCUCAAUAUUUAACAGCAUCUCUCUGAAGACCUACUGGCCUCAAUGCAAUGAUGUGGUUGUUGUAUGUCACUGACUGCACUGAUUCAGUCCACCUCCAACUAUUCCACAGCACUGGUUAAUGUCCACACUCAAUUUUCAUUUUUCCCCAUAUUGUUGGUUUAGCCACCUUAUCACUUUGUCUCCUCUCACCCCAUUACACACUGUUUAACUUAGAAUAUUCCACACGCCCUUUGUUGUGGGUCACAACCCCCCCUUCACGGAAGAGAAAACCUGCUCAAAUGAAGAUGACACUUUGAAGCUCCCCUGAUUUGCUCGCAGUCCUGCGUUUAUAGCCUUAUUGUAAGUAGUAACUCCUCCCCAACACAAAGCACUCUCAAGCAGCUCAUUUUACUAAUUGAACCCUCAGAUCAUUAUCAAAGCACUAUUUACCUCUGUGCAAUAUUUUAAUGAGAUUAUAGUCUCUAUUUAACCCAUCAUGGACUCUUUGAAGCCCUGUGUUUUUAGUGUUAAGUCCUCAGAUGGGCGGUUGGAAACAAAUGACCGAGCCCUUUUUAAUUUAAUGAGAAACGCCGCCUAUCCAGACUGAGUCUCUUUGCUUCUUUUUUAGGUCCCACCUACUCAUUUUUUGCCAUUGAAAUCCAGUUAAUUGACAGAGUCUCUCCCCGCUAUACAUGAAGGGGGCCAAAUUAGCAUCCCUUUCUGCCCAUUGGGAAGCUGAGGCAGACAUGGAGGCUUUGAUGUGAGAAGCACGCUUUCAGUAGGCGGCAGGCUUCCUGAAAAUGAGCUGAUGGCCCUGCUAUUAGGUCCAAAUGCAGAUGCUUCCAUGUGUUGCAAACGGUUAAUCUUUUAAUUGAUCACCUUCUGCAUGGCCUGUUCUCCACCUAGUUUUUUCCCCCACUGCCUGUUAAUCACAAUCACAUUUUGAAGAUGACAUGAAUUGCAUUUUAAAAAGGCAGGAAAGGAUGGCAACUCCAGCAUGUUACCAUGUUCCUCUCAUGCGUUCCAAGAGAGGAACGCAUGCUAUUGUCAAAUGCCCAGUCAGAGAUGCAGUUUAUGGUAAAAGAAAAUAAAACAUGUGAUCGGGACUGUUCUAACAUUACUUCGUUUUUACUUGGAUGCAGAGUUGUCAAAUAGAACCGAUCUCCGUCCACAUGGGAGUUUCAGCAUCAUUCUCGAGUUGAU